Hylaeus anthracinus is the source of this 12062-nucleotide messenger RNA. Its product is annotated as dynein axonemal heavy chain 7-like. Gene Ontology annotation, molecular function: ATP binding; dynein intermediate chain binding; minus-end-directed microtubule motor activity. The coding region runs from base 136 to 11982 and encodes 3948 amino acids. Gene Ontology annotation, biological process: microtubule-based movement. Lineage: Eukaryota; Metazoa; Arthropoda; Insecta; Hymenoptera; Colletidae. The transcript has 49 exons. The record is from RefSeq and is a predicted model, not a curated record. Gene Ontology annotation, cellular component: dynein complex.
CACCGAUCGUAAUGGUUAGUUUAUCGGUCAACUAUUGAUACGAUUACACCGAUUACAAUAUCAAAAUAUCAACUCGAAUCGAGCAAUAUUUGACGAUUCAUCGAGUAGAUACAUCGGAGCUUAAUCGAUGAUACUAUGGAACGCAACAAGGAAAAAUCAGUUUUAAAACGAAACAAGUAUCUGUCGUUAUGCCGAGAAAGGGAAAAUUUUCGUGUCGAACUUAUCGAAAUGAUGAAAAGGGAGAAACCGUUGUGCAGUACGGCCGAAAUCGAGCCAAGCGUUAAAGAAAAAGUAAAAGAAGAAGAAACCAAAGAUUUGAUCACAAACAAAGACAAAGAUAUCUUGCGAUAUUAUUAUUACUUAACGCACGGUAUCGAUGACGUUUACGUAGGAUCAAUGGAUCCCGAUCUUUUGGGGAAGAUCUUACGGAUGGUGCCAGCCAAGUGGCAAAACAAAUUUAAGGAAUCUGUAGCUGGUUUGGUAAUCGAAGUGAAACAAGAAUAUGCCCUGAACGUGAAGAAAUCAGUGGUUGAGUUUGUUAUCGGUGAUUCGUCGCAAUUUUCGUUCGAUCAGGUGAGCGUGUUCGAGAGAAAUAAAAAAGUUAAAGUGAUUCGACUUCCGGUAGAACAUACGAUCAAUUAUCAACGUACUAGAGCGAAAUUGGAGAAAACAAUGAUCCUUUAUUGUCCAGCGGUGCGACGAAUUAUAGAUUAUUGGUAUCGCGAAUUCAGCGAGAGAAAAUUGAUAAGUGAACAAGAAUUGAUGGGACACGGUACAUCGUACGAUCUUGCUAGUUUCGAGAAAGCCAUCUCGAAGAUGUGUCUUCGAACGAGGGAGGAUCUUGCCAAAUACUGGCUACCAAAACUCCGAACCAUUUUAUUUACGGCCUACGAGAGAAACGAGUUACCUUCGAGGAGCGACGCUCCGAGAUUGAAAAGAUUUUUAAAUUGUCUAGCUUUUAUUAUGGAAGAUCAGUUACGAAGACUUUGUUUGGAAUCGAUGGAAGAGUACAUCGAUUAUCUUUUCAAUAGAAACCAUGCGCGUUCUGGCUUCGAUAUAAAGUUAAUGGUAAGAAACACGAUCGUAUUAUUCGAACCGACGUUUAAGAGGUUUGUGGAAGUGCUGUCGAGGCUAUUGAAUUCACCACGGGAAGCAGUUGUCGGGUUGCCGUUGCUCGAAACGUUAACGCAAUGGACCGUUUCUACGAUAGAUUUCGCUCGGACAUCCCUCGAGCCGCGUAUAUCGAUCGAGUAUUUUGAGCGACAAACAAAAAAAAUCGAACGACUAAUAAACAGCGAGAAAGCUGAACUCGAGCUGCAAGUUGAAGAAUUUGAAAAAUACACGAGUUUAAUGGACGGUACCGAAACAAAGAAAAUCGAAGAGUUCUUGAAACCUGAAACCGAUAGCAAUUUCGAAAGCUUCCGAGUUUUAAUCGAACACUACGAUCAGCUUUCGCGGCGUAUAACGCUCGAAUUUCAUCGAACUUAUUUCGGUAAAUUUUUCGUCGUCCACAGAGGAGACUUUAUAGAUCAUAUUGCCUCGAUAGCUCGCCGACUCAAAGAGGAAUUGCUUGCUAGAAUGAUCACCGUUUACCAACAAAAGUCUCGAGCUAUAGGAGAUGACUAUCAAUAUAUCGUGGACCGUGCUUUAAGCAUUCCGGCAAAUACGAUGGAAUUGAUGCAACUUAAAGAAUUUAUACGCGUCACGGAAACGGAGACUGGCUUUAGAUUGGAAAAUCGUUUAAAAGAAGUGAUUAAAUACCUAGUCUUUCUAUCGGAUUAUUCGGCCUUGAGUCCUGUCGAAUUGAAGACCAAUAACUUUGCUUUUCAAUGGUACCACAAGCUUCCGGAAGUGUUGGAGCAACACAGAGAUAUAAUUGCGAGUAAAAGUGGAGAAUAUCAAAAGAGCUUAAGAAAGAGGAUCGAACAAUUUGUACGAGAGCUGGAAACGUAUAGAAAAUAUUGCGACGAAUUGCAAUAUUGGGGUAAUCUCGAAGAGAUAUAUCGAUACAAGAAGAAGGCUGAUCGUUUGGAGGAGAAAUUGAUCGUUGCGAUGGACACGAUCGAUAGAUUCAACGAGGAAGAAGAGUUGUUUGGUUGGCAAGUGUCGGAGUAUCCGUUACGAAAAGCGACAGCGGAUAAACUAUCGCCGUACAAACGAUUAUACGAUGGUGGCUGCGAUUUCUUAAUCAAUUACGAUACGUGGAUGAAUUCCAUGGUGGGUUCUCACGAUCCCGAAGAAAUCGAUACCGUGACAGGAACCGCUUAUCGCACCAUCUACAGACUGGAAAGAUCCAUACAAGAACCGAUCGCGAAAAAGCUAGCCGAAACGAUCCUAGCGAAAAUAGAAGAGUUUAGAGAACACAUGCCUGUAAUAUCCACUCUUGGCAAUCCAUCCAUGAAGAAUCGUCACUGGGAACAAGUAUCCGAGAUAGUUGGCUUUCCGAUAAAGAUCGACGAGUCGAUGACGCUCGCUAAGAUCCUCGACUACGGUUUGCUCGACUACGUUUCGAAAUUUGAAGGGAUAUCGGACGCAGCGUCAAAGGAGGGCAGUUUGGAGAAAGCUCUUGUUCGAAUGCAUCUCGAUUGGGCGGAUAUCGCGUUCACCGUAAAUCCUUAUCGAGAUACCGGUACAUACGUGAUUGCCAGUAUCGAUGACAUACAGUUGCUUUUGGACGAUCAUUUGACGAAAGCUCAGACUAUGAAAAAUUCUCUUUACAUUCGACCAUUCGAAAAGGAGACUCUAGAAUGGGAGUCAAAGUUACUCCUGCUGCUAGAUAUCAUGGACUAUUGGCUACAAGUCCAAGCAACGUGGAUGUAUCUCGAGCCGAUAUUUUCCUCGGCUGAUAUUCAGCAACAAAUGCCGGAAGAAGGUCGACGAUUCAGCGCUGUCGACAAAAUCUGGAGAGAACUUAUGCAGAUCGUAUCGGCGGAUCCCCGUGUUAUGUCUGUCGUUGAAAUCGACAAGAUGCUCGAUCGCUUAAAGAAAUGUACAAAUUUGCUCGAUCUAAUACAAAAAGGACUUGCCGCAUACUUGGAAAAGAAGAGGCUGUUCUUUCCGCGAUUCUUUUUCUUGUCGAAUGACGAACUUUUGGAAAUAUUGUCGGAAACGAAAGACCCUACCAGGGUUCAGCCGCAUUUAAAAAAAUGCUUCGAAGGUAUCGCGCGACUAAGCUUUACGGACGAUAUGGAGAUAACGUCGAUGAAAUCGUCCGAGGACGAGGAAAUUAGACUGGAAGAUGUCGUUGAUACGGCGGCGGCUCGAGGACAGGUCGAAAAGUGGUUGCUCGAUCUUGAAUCUUCGAUGAAAAAGAGCGUCAGAUCUCAGGUAAUUCAAGCAAAGGAUGCGUAUUCGAAGCAAACCAGAUCGAAAUGGGCCCUGAUCUGGCCUGGUCAAACGAUUCUAUGCGUCAGCAAACUUUAUUGGACGGCUGACGUAACGGAUAUAUUGCCGAAAUCUACCACUAAUUUGGACAAUUAUAUUCGCAUCUGUACAAACGAAUUGCACGAAAUCGUGAAAUUAGUGCGUGGAACGUUAUCGACGCAAAAUCGUACAACUUUAGAGGCACUAGUUACGAUGGACGUUCAUAGCCGUGACGUUGUAACGGAGUUGUUUAAGCAAAGAAUUAACGAUGUAACGGAUUUUGCCUGGUUGGCUCAACUAAGAUACUAUUGGAUGGACCAACAUUUGUGGACAACGAUGAUAAAUACUUGGUUCAAGUACGCGUACGAGUAUCUAGGCAAUACUUCGAGAUUGGUGAUAACACCGUUGACCGACAGAUGCUAUCGGACCUUGUUCAGCGCUUUAAGUCUACAUCUUGGCGGUGCACCCGAGGGUCCCGCCGGCACCGGGAAAACCGAGACGACCAAGGAUUUGGCAAAAGCAGUAGCUAAACAGUGUAUCGUUUUCAAUUGUUCCGAUGGUCUUGAUUACAUUGCUUUGGGAAAGUUUUUUAUGGGACUGGCAAGUACGGGUGCAUGGUCUUGCUUCGAUGAAUUCAAUCGUAUCGAUUUGGAAGUAUUGUCGGUGGUAGCGCAACAAAUUUUAACUAUUCAACGAGCCAUUAAUGCUGCAAAGGAAAUGCUCGUUUUCGAAGGUAUCCAGAUCAAAUUAGACCCUACUUGUGCCGUGUUCAUCACGAUGAAUCCUGGAUACGCGGGAAGAACCGAACUUCCGGAUAAUCUGAAAGCCCUGUUUCGACCUGUCGCUAUGAUGGUUCCAGACUAUGCUCUAAUUGCCGAGAACACGUUAUAUUCUUACGGAUUCUACGAAGCCCGGCCGCUUUCGGUGAAAAUCGUGACAACCUACAGACUAUGUUCCGAACAACUUUCCAGUCAAAAUCAUUACGAUUACGGAAUGAGGGCGGUGAAAUCUGUUUUGGUGGCCGCUGGAAAUCUAAAGAUUAAAUAUCCGGAACAAAACGAGGAUAUUUUAGUGUUGCGCAGUAUCAAAGACGUUAAUUUACCAAAAUUUCUCAGCGAAGAUUUACCGUUGUUCAAUGGUAUCAUGUCGGAUCUGUUUCCUGGAGUCGAACUUCCGAAACCAGACUAUACCGAUUUGAAUGCGUGCUCUCACGAUGUAUGUUUAGCCUCGAAACUCCAAUGUACACCUGUCUUUUUGGAGAAAAUACAACAGAUGUACGAAAUGAUGAUUGUUAGACACGGAUUUAUGGUCGUCGGGCUACCGUUUGCUGGAAAGAGCGCUGCUCUUAACGUUCUAGCAGAGUCUCUGAAGCUUUGCGAACAGCGGAAAUUGAUAAACGAACGUAAAGUAGAAAGAUUCGUCAUCAGUCCCAAAGCUGUCUCGUUGGGUCAAUUAUACGGAGAAUUUGAUCCGGUUUCUCACGAAUGGUCCGAUGGAGUAUUGGCCAUCAGUUACCGUGCUUUCGCGACUUCAACCACCCAAGAUCGCAAAUGGUUGAUCUUUGAUGGUCCCGUCGAUGCGAUAUGGAUCGAGAGUAUGAACACGGUAUUGGACGAUAAUAAGAAGCUUUGCCUGAUGAGCGGAGAGAUAAUUCAACUGGCACCGUUUACGAAUUUGAUAUUUGAAACGAUGGAUUUGGAAGCAGCAUCGCCAGCCACCGUUUCCCGCUGCGGAAUGAUUUACAUGGAACCAGGAGCACUCGGCUGGAAUCCUUUGCUCGAGUCUUGGAUAGGCAAAACUCCAACUGGGAUCGACGAAUGGCUGAAAAACUUUUUAUAUCGAUCGCUCUUUCGAAGAUUUUGCGAUCCACUCCUACAUUGGUUGCGACUCGGUGACGUCAAGGAAAUAUGCCCAAUGUCCGACUCGAAUCAUAUACGUUCGUUAACUUAUCUAAUGGAUUGUUUCCUCGACGAGUAUCGCGACGAAAAAAUGCUCAAGGAUAUGGACGAGUUAGACCUUCGAGCGCAAAUCGAGGGUUCGUUUUUCUUCUCGUGUAUUUGGGCUGUCGGGGGUACUUUGGAAGCAAGUUAUAGGGAACGGUUCAGCGUUCUCUUCCGUGGUUUUCUCGAAAAAGAUUUUCCUUCCGAUUUGAUGGAAGAGUUUGGAUUGCCGACAUCGAUAGAGCCACCUCUAAGGCCGUACAUAUUUUUGAUGCCACGGAACGGCCUCGUCUUCGACUACAGAUUCAUCAAAGAAGGGAAAGGAAAGUGGAGAUUGUGGUCGGAUGAAUUGCUCGACGGUCCAUCGAUUCCUCGAGAUAUUCCUGUUAAUGAAAUAAUAGUACCUACGGUCGAAACGAUACGAUACACGUCUCUGUUUCGAUUGUUGGUAAGCAACGAGAAGCCGGUGCUGUUCGUAGGCCCAACAGGGACGGGAAAGUCUGUCUACAUAAUCGACUUUCUAUUGAGAAAGAAUAAUCCUACGGUGAAUAAACCGUUAAUCAUAAAUUUCUCGGCGCAAACUACGGCGAACCAAACGCAGGACACGAUUAUGGGGAAACUUGACAGGAGACGGAAAGGCGUUUACGGAGCACCGAUAAGUAAGCGUUGGAUCGUUUUCGUCGACGAUCUUUCGAUGCCUAUGAAGGAACUUUAUGGCGCCCAACCACCUAUCGAACUUUUACGGCAAUGGUUAGAUUACGGACAAUGGUACGACAGAAAAGAUAAAUCGAUGAUAAAACUGAUCGACGUUCAUUUGAUGUGCGCCAUGGCUCCACCGGUCCGUGGUGGAAAGGACGUUACACCUCGAUUCAAGAGACAUUUCGUCGUUUUAACGAUAUCGGAGUUUGAGGAUGACGUAAUGACGAUGAUAUUUAGCAAGCUUGUUCUUUGGCAUCUCGAUACAAGAGGAUUCAGCAAAGAAUUCGAUCCAUGCAUCGACGAAAUCGUCUUGGCUACGUUGGACGUAUACAAGCAGAGCCUUGGUAAUCUUUUGCCAACGCCAACCAAAUGUCACUACGUUUUUAAUCUUCGAGACUUCUCCAGAGUGAUACAGGGUGUUUUGUUAUCCGUGCCUGAAACGAUGUCGACUCUAACGAGUAUGAGAAGACUUUGGGUUCACGAGGUGCUUCGAGUGUUUGGAGAUCGAUUGAUAAAUCGACAAGAUUUAUCUUGGUUGGUAGGGCAAAUACGCGUUACUUUGAGUAACCGUAUGGAUGUGGUCGUGGAAGAGCUGUUUCAAGAUCUUCUUUCCUCGAGUGGUCCGACAAGUUCGAACGACCAACCGCAACUCAUCACCGAAGCACAUCUUCGAAAUUUGGUGUACUGCGAUUUCGCAGACGCAAAGGUGGAGACGCGGCUUUAUCAAGAAGUUUCGGAUCUCGAUCAAUUACGAGAAGUAGUGGAAACUUAUCUGGACGAGUAUAAUACAAUGACUAAAAAACCCAUGAAUUUGGUGUUAUUUCGGUUCGCCAUCGAACAUUUGUCUCGUAUAUCUCGUAUUAUCAAGCAACCGCGAAGUCACGCGCUUCUCGUCGGAGUUGGCGGUUCGGGAAGACAGUCGCUGACUAGGUUAGCCUCCCAUAUAAGCGACUACGAUGUUUUUCAAAUCGAAGUCACGCAACAAUACGGAGUUUCUGCCUGGCACGAGGACGUGAAAAGAAUGUUAAAACGCGUCACUAGUACGGAUCUUCACUCGAGCUUUAUCUUUUCCGAUACUCAGAUCAAGGAGGAGAGCUUUCUCGAAGACAUCAGCAAUAUGCUAAACUCCGGAGAGAUACCGAACAUAUUUACCGCCGAAGAGAUGACCGAGAUAUGCGAGCAGAUGAGACAAAUAGAUAGGCAACGGGAUCGAUCGGUACAAACGGACGGUAGCGCAGUGGCCUUGUUUAAUUUUUUCGUUCAGAUAACACGCGAUCAAUUGCACAUUGUGGUAGUUAUGUCUCCGAUAGGCAACAAUUUUCGCAAUCGUAUUAGAAAAUUUCCAGCACUAGUCAACUGCUGCACCAUCGAUUGGCUUCAGCCGUGGCCGCAGGACGCACUAUUAGCGGUCGCAACUAGAUUUUUAGCAACGAUCGACUUGACGGAUCACGAAAGAAUCGCUGGUAUCGACAUGUGUCAAUUCUUUCACGUAUCCACGGAGAAUCUUAGCUCGGAGUUUUUGAUUCGACUAAACAGAUACGUUUACGUCACCCCUACUUCCUAUCUCGAGAUGAUAAACACCUUUAAAGAUUUGCUAGAGAAAAAACGCGAAGAGAUAACGAACGCGAAAACUCGAUACAACCGCGGUUUGGGUCAGCUGGACGACACUAAAAAACAAGUGGCAACGAUGCAAGAGACGUUAAAGUUGUUGCAACCGGAAUUAAUAACCGCGACUCGAGACGUUCAGAAAAUGCUGCUCGACGUAGACAAGGAACAGCAAGAGGUGGCAGAAUUCGAACGAGUCGUAAAAAUCGAUGAGAACGCAGCCGAGACAUACGCGAGCGAAGCCGCUGCGAUCAAAGCCGAAUGUGACGCUGAUUUGGCCGAGGCCAUGCCAAUCUUGAAACGCGCUCAAGCUGCGCUGGAUACGUUAACAACUGCUGAUAUCGCGAUCAUUCGAACGAUGAAACAACCACCGUACGGAAUUAAAUUAAUCGUCGAGAGCGUUUGCGUUCUUAAGCAAAUCAAAGCAGAAAAAGUUCCGCAACCGGACGGCACCCAUCAGGAGGAUUACUGGAGAGCGGCGCUACGAAUGCUGAGCGACAUCAGGUUCCUCGAUUCCUUGAUCAAUUUCGACAAAGACAAUAUACCCGACAACGUAAUCGAGAAAAUUCGUAAACAAUAUCUAACCAAUCCAGACUUUGAUCCCGAGAAGAUAAAGAAAGUAUCGACGGCUUGCGAGGGUCUUUGCCGAUGGGUGUACGCAAUGUCGGAAUACGAUAAAGUAUCGAAAGUCGUUGCCCCGAAAAGAAGAGCUCUCGCCGAAGCCCAAAAGGUUUACGACACCGCCAUGGAGAAUCUUGAGGCGAAACGAGAACAACUUGGACAAGUACAGGAGAAACUUCAAUCGUUACGAGAGAUUUUGGAACAAAGAAGAAUAGCUUUUCAAAAUAUGUCCGACAAAGUGGCGAAUUGCGAGACUAAAUUGAAACGCGCCGAAGAGUUGAUCGGAGGAUUGGGCGGAGAAUACACGCGUUGGUCCGAGACGGCGACAACUCUCGGAGAGAGAUAUUACCGGUUAACGGGCGACGUUGUGAUCGCCUCUGGCGUAGUAGCGUACUUGGGUCCGUUCACGAUGCCGUUUCGCAUUCGACAAAUCGCUAUCUGGAUACAACGUUGCACCGACUUGCGAGUGAUUUGCACCAAAGACUUUCAAUUACGCGACGUUCUCGGAGAUCCAGUUUUAAUCAGAUCUUGGAAUAUCUUUGGCUUACCGAACGACGCCUAUUCUAUCGAGAACGGUAUCAUCGUCGAAAGUGCGAGAAGAUGGCCGCUGAUCAUAGAUCCUCAAGGUCAAGCAAAUAGAUGGAUAAGAAACAUGGAAAGAGAGAAUAACGUGAAUAUUAUUCGACUGAAUCAACCCGACUACGCUCGAGUAUUGGAAAAUGCGUUGCAAUUUGGUCAACCGGUACUUUUGGAGCGCGUCGGUGAAGAAAUAGACGCGGUUCUCGAACCAGUUCUGAUGAAAGAAACGUUCAGGCAAGCCGGUGCGCUCUGUAUAAAAUUCGGGGAUGCGAUCGUCGAAUACAAUCGAAAUUUCAGACUCUACAUCACCACGAGAUUGAGAAACCCCCAUUAUCUACCAGAGGUAGCGGUUAAGGUAACCUUAUUAAAUUUCAUGAUAACGCCGAGUGGACUGGAAGACCAACUAUUAGGAAUCGUGGUCGCAAAGGAAAGGCCCGACUUGGAAUCGGAGAAAAAUGCCUUGAUUGUGCAGGGGGCCGCAAACAAAAAACUUCUUCAAGAAACGGAGGACAAAAUCUUGGAGAUAUUGUCGAUUUCCGAGGGCAAUAUAUUGGAGGACGAGGAGGCUAUCCAAAUGUUAACAUCGUCGAAAAAUCUGAGCGACGAUAUUCAAACGAAACAAACAGCGGCCGAACAAACGGAGGCGUCGAUCGACGCUGCCAGAUUACAGUACACACCGAUCGCUGUCUAUUCGACCGUACUUUUCUUUACUAUCGCAAUGCUGGCACACGUCGAUCCGAUGUACCAGUAUUCGUUGCCAUGGUUCGUGAAUUUAUUCGAAUUGGCUAUCGAUAACACGGAGCCGGCGGAAACCGUGGAACAACGGUUAUCGGAUCUCGUCAACUAUUUCACGUAUUCCCUUUACGCAAACGUUUGCAGAUCGCUGUUUGAGAAGGACAAGCUACUGUUCUCGCUCCUAUUAGCGAUCAAUUUGCUCAAACAGCAGGGAAAUAUCUCUCUGUCGCACUGGAUGUUUUUGCUGACAGGUGGAAUCGGUAUCGAUAAUCCAUACGCGAAUCCGACAACCUGGCUACCGGCCAAACAAUGGAACGAAUUGUGUAAUCUCGACAACGUCGAAUCAUUCUCGGGUGUUCGAAAAAGCUUUACGGAAAACACCGACCAAUGGAGAAAACUGUUCGACUCGAAGGAACCGCAGAACGCGACGAUCCCAAAGCCAUUCGAUGCUUUGAAUUUGUUCGAAAGGAUGUUGAUACUGAGGUGCAUUCGUCCGGACAAGAUCGUUCCGGCGGUACAAAAGUUUGUCCAAGCGAAACUCGGUCCGCGAUUCGUCGAACCGCCGCCGUUCGAUUUAUCAUCCUCUUACGCCGAUUCCAAUUCUUGUACCCCGCUGGUAUUCAUCUUGACGCCCGGCACCGAUCCGGGCCAGUUGUUGCUCACGUUUGCGGACGAGCAAGGUUACACCGCUAGUCGUCUGUUUUACCUGUCUCUCGGCCAGGGCCAAGGUCCCGUUGCCGAGGAGACCAUUCAAACGGCUGUAAUAGUCGGUAACUGGGUCGUGUUGCAAAACUGUCAUUUGGCGGUCAGUUGGAUGAGUACCUUGGAAAACAUUUGCGAAGGUUUCAUGCCCGAUACGAUUCAUUCCGAAUUUCGAUUAUGGUUGACGAGCUACCCUUCCGAACACUUUCCCUCCUCGGUCCUCGAAAACAGCAUCAAGAUGACCAACGAACCGCCGAAAGGACUAAGAGCGAACAUCCUUAGAUCGUACACCAGCGAUCCGAUCAGCGAUCCGGAUUUUUUCGAAUCUUGUUCUCAAACCGAGUACUUUAAGAAACUUCUUUAUUCGUUGUGCUUCUUUCACGCGAUCGUACAGGAGAGGCGAAAUUUCGGCCCGAUCGGUUGGAACAUCAGGUACGAAUUCAACGAGACGGACCUUCGGAUCAGCGUCUUGCAAUUACAUCUCUUUCUCGACGAAUACGAACACGUAAGAUUCGACGCUCUCAAAUAUCUUACCGGAGAAUGCAACUAUGGCGGCAGAGUAACGGAUGACUGGGACCGCAGAACUCUCAACACUAUCCUCUCCAAGUUUUAUUGCGAAAAAUUACUCACCGACAAACUCUACUAUUUCGACGACACUUCCAACGUUUAUUAUUGUCCAAACGUUCGAGAACACGAAGCGUUCAUGGAAUACACCAGAGAUUUACCUUUAAUCACCGAGCCAAGCGUCUUCGGUAUGAACGAAAACGCUGAUAUUAUCAAGGACCAGCAGGAAACGAAUCUUUUAUUCGCAUCGAUACUCCUCACGCAGGACCGUGGGGAUCUCUGGCAGUCGAGAAAGGAAACGACGAAAUCUGCAACCGGCCAAACUUCCAACGACCAAAUAGUCUUAGACAUCGCCAGCGAAAUUUUCAACAUGUUACCAACCGAUUACGAUCUCGUAUUAGCGCUUCGGAAGUAUCCAACGUCCUACGAGCAAAGCAUGAAUACCGUUUUGGUACAAGAAAUGGCUAGAUUCAACAAACUACUUGGCUACAUUAGGAACAGCCUAGAGAACAUUCAACGAGCCAUCAAAGGCCUCAUCGUAAUGUCCUUUGAUCUCGAAGACAUUUACGACGCGAUCUUGAUCAACAAAAUACCAGAGUUGUGGAAACAACACUCUUAUCCGUCUUUAAAACCUCUUGGUAGUUACGUGCGCGAUUUGUUGCGUCGCCUCAAUUUCCUUCGAAGUUGGUACGAAGAGGGACCUCCGAUCUUUUAUUGGAUCUCAGGAUUUUACUUUACUCAAGCGUUCCUCACCGGAACCAGACAAAACUACGCGAGGAAAUACCAAAUACCCAUAGAUCUUUUGGUCUUUGACUUUGUUGUAUUGGAAAGUGGAACAGCUGGUAUCUCUGCUCCCGAGGACGGAGUUUAUGUAUACGGAUUGUUUCUAGACGGUGCACGAUUCAACAUGAAACAAAUGUGCCUAGACGAAAGUAUCCCGAAAGUACUCUACGAAAAUAUGCCCCCUUUAUGGUUGAUUCCUAUGAAACAAGAGGACAUUAAGGAGAGAAUAACUUAUCUUUGUCCAGUGUACAAAACCAGCGAAAGGCGAGGAGUAUUAUCAACCACUGGACAUUCGACCAACUUUGUUAUCGCUAUGACCUUACCCACCGUAAAACCACCGGAACACUGGAUUAUGAGAGGGGUCGCUAUGCUUUGUCAACUAUCCGAAUAGAUACAAUACCUCUCUUGCUUUUCAUCGAUAAACACCCUACCGAUACGACUUUCAAAUGGAAACGUCUCAUUGCGAAUGCA